UGAUGUCCAAGUCUCGAGUUUUCUCAUAACGUCUCGAACCCAUCGCAACAACAUGUCGGACACAGAAAUGUGCGAGGCGGAUACAAUGCAAACAGAAGAGGAAGAAGGUGUCUAUUUGACAGAAGAAGAAAUAGUGGCAGAAGCAGAAAAGAAGAAAGCCGAGGGUAAUACCUUCUACAAACAGCAGAAAUAUACAGAAGCUCUGUCCCACUACACAGAAGCAAUCAAUCUUUGUCCCUCAUGUUCAGCCUACUAUGGGAACCGCGCUGCUACGUACAUCAUGCUGAACAAGUACAAGGAGGCGCUGGAAGACUCACGGAAGGCUAUACAAAUUGAACCGAAUUUUGUCAAGGCACAUCUCCGUGAGGCCAAGUGCCACCUGGCCAUGGGAGAGGCUGCUGCCGCUGUACGCAGCUAUCAGGAGGUGCUGCAGAGAGAGGAAGGAAACACGGUCGCUAAAAAUGAGUUGCAGUCAGCACAGGGAGUGCAGGAGUAUGAGGAUAGAGCAGAUAAAAGCUUUGAGAAAGGAGAUUUUAGGACGGCUGUGUUCUGUAUGGACAGAUGUAUAGAUACAUGUCCUGCAUGCUGCAAGUUUAAGAUCAGGAAGGCUGAAGCCCUGGCAUUGUUAGGACGUUACCAGGAGUCACAAGAACUAGCCAAUGACAUCCUACAGCGAGGGGGUAUGAACGCUGACGCCCUGUAUGUGAGGGGGAUGUGUCUCUACUACCAGGACAACAUAGAGAAGGCCUUCCAGCACUUCCAACAUGUACUUAGACUAGCGCCCGAUCACCAGAAGGCCAAAGAUAUUUAUAAGAAAGCCAAGUCCCUGAUGGCCAAGAAGGAGGAGGGGAACACAGCGUUCCGAUCCGGGAAGUAUGAUGAAGCAUAUAACCUGUACUCGGAGGCCCUAGCUAUAGACAGCAAUAACAAGUUUACCAACUCCAAGCUGUACUUCAACAGAGCUACUGUGUGCUCCAAGCUGCAUAAACUUGACCAGUCUAUAGAAAACUGUUCCAAGGCAGUAGAGUUAGAUGACACAUAUUUAAAGGCAUAUCUUCGCCGAGCCAAAUGCUAUAUGGAGACGGAGCAGUACCAGGAAGCUGUGUGUGAUUAUGAGAAGAUUUUCAAAAUGGACAAGACAAAAGAAAACAAACGACUGCUUCAGGAAGCCAAACUAGAACUGAAGAAAAGCAAAAGAAAGGAUUACUACAAGAUCCUUGGUAUCAGUAAGAAUGCUACUGAAGAUGAAAUCAAAAAGGCCUAUCGCAAGAGAGCACUUAUACACCAUCCAGACCGACACUCCCAUGACACUACUGAGAAGCAAAAGGAAGAAGAGAAGAAGUUCAAGGAGUUGGGCGAAGCAUAUGGUGUCCUUUCAGACCCCAAGAAGAAGAUGCGCUAUGACAGUGGACAGGACUUGGAGGAGAUGGAUGGCGGAGGGUUUGGUGAUAUUGAUCCCAAUCAAAUCUUCCAGACAUUUUUUGGUGGAGGUGCUGGCCCUGGUUUCCAACAGUUCCACUUCGGCAGUGGAGGUCACCCUGGAUACACUUUCCAGUUUGGUUGACCUUCACCUCAUUUUAGUCCUCUUUUUAAAAAAAAAACAACAACACUGUGACAUGAAUGUUCUGCUGAUGGCAACUGGUGCAUAACAGACAUUGCCAUUUGUUGCUGCAGCCUGACGGAACCUUGUCUUCAACAUCUUUUUUAAUAAUACUACGAGUCCCUCUUCACUUCCUAGGAUCCUUGUUGGGCUGUAGCCAUUGAGCAGUAGGAUGCAUGUGGAAGUGCGGCAACAAUGCAUUGUACAAAAGAAUGAAAGGUUAUUAACAGGGAAUCUAAUUUGAGGUUUUAGAAACAGAAUUAAUUAUGUCUUUGAAAAGAAAGGGACAGCAAUGAAGAUAUGACCAUCAGAUGUGCACUGUGAAUCCUGACUCUUGUUCCUUCGGUGUUCAUUACUUGUGAGUGUGUGCCAAGGGAACCUCAUCAUCAGCUGGGAAGAUACUUAGUUCAGCGAGUUGUAUUGUGCAGCUGCUGUUGGUGUGGACGAUGUAUGUCAAUUGGAAUGGCCUCACUGUCCCAUCCUGGUGUGGGCUGAAAGCAGAUGGACCUUCAGCAGGCAAUAGAUACCCACAACAAGAAAGCAGUACAUCUUCAGCAAACUGCGGACUACUUUUGUACCAGACUCUAUGUUUAGAUGUAGGAAUCCAUCGCUGUGCCCAUAGGUACUGGUAAUGGACUUGAACUGUGACAGCUAAGGAUUCAGCCCAGUCACAUGCAUAUAACUUCAAGGUAGUUACUCAUUAGGUCCUUCAGGCACAUUGUUAGUUGAAAGUUACUUAGUCUACUCACAACUUUAAUGUUUGUUGCAAAUUGAACACAGUGUGUAUUUUAAUUUAGAUAUUAAAUCAUCAAUUCAUUCUUACUUCAGCUGGGAAAACAAAUCAAGGUGCCAUUGUUCUAUCUAUGUGACUGGACAUUUGCAAAAUAUAUUUUCCUGAAGGUAGUAGGGUAACUGGCAAUGUACAAGACCAUCGUUCUUUUCCUGGAGGUUAAACUAAAGAAUGUGAUAGAUAUUAGUAUGAUUGCAAGCUUCAGAAACAGACACUGUAGAAACUUACACAAACAUAUGUUGAUUUAGGAAGCAAAACUUAACUUGGCAACAUCAUUUCAUUGUUUCAGCAUUUUAUGUAUAUCAUUGGUGUUGUACUAUUUUGUAUAUACCUGUAGAGAGAAACUACGUCAUCUGAAUCAUGCAACAGCUUCAAAGAGGUUUGAACUUCCAUCAUAUUGAGUUCAGUACAAAAAAGCUGUAUUGAGUUAUGUACAUGGUUUUAGACACUAUUUUUACACGUGUGUAAGUUACAUAAACGAUUUUUCUGUUGUAGACAUAUUCAGUUGGUUGUAUACUUUUGUGCAAAUUGUCCUCUGUAAUGAUAGAUAAUGUAAUGUUAUUUGCAUAAAAGAAUAUAAAAAUUAUUUACACUUUUUCUGUAACUGCAUGAAAUACACUGGCAAUCACUGAAUAGUUGGUGCCGACAUGAUCACCCUUUUCCUUUCGUUGCCAUGUCCUGGUGGAACAUGAUUCACUGGGGCUAACAUGGUAAAGUCACUGUAUGUCCUCUGGUGAGCUUGGGUUAGCUUUCACUUCACACAGGAACAAAACACAACUGCCCAGUAAGCUCUGACAGAGUAGGUCAAACUUAAACAGAUAAGAUGUAUGAUGCUGAGGAUGUAAGAUAUGAUGACUCUUUUCUUCAUUGGAUUAUGAUUACACUAGGGAAGUCAUGAAUUAGUCUGUAUUUGCCUAUGGAAAUAUACAUGGAGAAAUCCAUUGUACCUUACCCUUACCUAUUGUAGUGCCAAACAAAAGCAGUAAUUUUGCACAACUGGUGAGAGACCAGUCAUGCUUUUCAAAUGUAAUUUGGUUCAAACUUCAAUCUCUUUGUGGUCAUUUGAGAUUUUGGUCAAAUUAAGUUUAUAUGUAAACACUGGUUUCGAUGGCCAAACACAUCUAUUCAGUUGGAAGUGGUGAAAGGUUCCUAGACCGGCCUCCGCAUGGCCCCCACCAGGCCUCAGACCAGUCAACAGGAAACCGUAAGGAGACAAUGACCAAGAAAUUCCUGAGUUGAAAUUCAUUGAAGUUCUGUUAAAAAAAAUACAUACAUGAAAACUCGACUUUCUUCAAGUUUCACAAUAAGUCAGUUUUUAUCACCCAGUACACAAAUAUACUAAGAUCAGCUUUAUGAAUGCAAAACCAGCUGAUCUCCUCCGCUUCAAAAGGAUUUCUUGUUCAGUGUAUGUCUAAACAUUGAUCGACUUUUAAUUCAACAUGUCUGUUUGAGUCAGAAAUGGUGUUUAAGGGUGUAUUGUGUCAUGGUUAGGAUGUGUUUGAUGUGUUCAAUUACAGACAAAGAGAUGUCAAUAGAUUUCUCACCUGGACAUUUGUGUUACACUAAGCAAGCUAGGCAUGCCAUAUCGAAGAUGGUUGUAUGUUCAGUAAUUCCUGCUGACAGAAAGGAAUAUUACAUUUAAACAGCUUAAUGAAUAAUUAGGGAGGGUGUAUAUUUUUAAUAUUUAUUGAAGUAAAUAAAAGGUCAUCUGUCAAA
Molecule: messenger RNA, 4106 nt
Organism: Haliotis rufescens (red abalone)
Lineage: Eukaryota; Metazoa; Mollusca; Gastropoda; Lepetellida; Haliotidae
Product: dnaJ homolog subfamily C member 7-like
Exons: 13
Coding region: 53-1564 (503 amino acids)
Molecular function (GO): protein binding
Source: RefSeq, a predicted model, not a curated record